AGCCACCGUUUGGUGUUUUGUUGAAACAAAUAUUUGGAAGUAGUUGCAAAGGCAUAAUGGAUGCGGCCAAUUUAUUGAAUCUGGACGUGAACACGCUGUUCGAGCAGCACAGUGUGCCGGAGAUCGACAUCGUUCACAAGAAAAUCCAGUCGGUUGUCGAAAACAAGCGGGAGGAGCUGCGCUUGAUGGUUGGCGAACGUUAUCGCGAUUUGCUGCAGGCUGCCGAUACUAUUGUGGCGAUGAAAGACUCCAGUGCGAAGCUUAUUGAACAGGUGGAAUCCAUUACUAAGAAUUGUCGCAAACUUAACGAGCAGCAACUGUUGGGCUUCAAGACAAGUGCACCCGAAGACUUGAUGCGAAAUCGCAAUGCAAAUAAGCAGCUGAGUAAUUACUUCAAUACUAUGGUGCAGAUCAAGCUGUUGACUGCGUUGCCCGAAUUAAUAUGGACGCACAUUGAUGAGAAGCGUUUCUACACGGCCAGUGAGUUGUUCAUUUUUAGCAGGCACAUAAGCACGGGGUUGCAGCUGGAUGCGAACAACUCAUUGAUGCAACAUCUGCCCGUAGCCAAAAAGCAGUGGGAAAUAUUAAAACCAUUCAAUGUGACAAUAAAACACCACGUUUUGGCCGCUUUGGAACGCGAAGAUCUGAGCAUCGAUGUGGCCGUCGAUUGUUUACUCAGCUUGUUGCUAUUAGAAAAGAAUACUUUGAACGGAGUUUUUAAUUAUUUUCUCAAUUUGCGCUGCACGGCGUUCCUCAGUUGCUUGAGCGAAACCAAGCAAAGUGGGAAUGAAGAGCGAAGACGUGUGAAAGAUCGGAUAUUAGCAAGCUUGCGGAUACUAAACAGCACCGUUGAUCUGAUGGCCAAAUGCUUCUUAGAAAAUGGCUUGCUGCUGCAAAAGUUGGCUGAGCUCAGAGACCUAAAUGCACCGCCUACAAUAACGUUAAUGCACCAAACUGAUGCGCAGUUUUCCUAUUUGCUGCCGGAAAUAAUUUCGAAUUUUCGCCCGAAGAUCGCUGCACAAACAUUGGACGAGACACAGGUGCGUGCUACGCUUGAACAAUGGCUGGUGGAUACCAGACGCAUUGCCAGCACGCAACUGAAGCAACUUUUUGAUUUCGUCUCGACAAUGAGUACCAUCAAAGAACUAAAAACAGAAGCAAAUGCCUGCAGAAAACAUCUGAAUUUCGAGCAAAUUGUUACGAAACUGCAGCUCUCGCAAACACUAGACUUCUUCGAGCUAAAAUACAUACCUCUCAUUAACCAGCGCAUCCAUGACAUUAUCCACGAUAGUUGGGCGAAAGCAAUGCAAACCACCUUCGAAGCAUUGGAACGCGCACUACCAGAUGUUAGUUUGAGCACUUUGGACAUUUGGUCGGAAAAUGUAAGUGAUUUGCCGCCUAGUUUGGAGGUCGCCUUAUCCGAGGACCUCAAAGUUAAGAAAUUGUUGAUGAAAACAAAGGGUUACGAUGCAGCCACCAUCGCGCUAUGUGCCGAAUUCGACCGGCAAUUGGAAGGCAUUGUUUCUGAGAUGAAUGUGCUGUUGGAGGAGCAGGCGACACGUGCAGAAGAUAAGCUUGCGUUGAUAGUGUUUUUGCGUGAGACCGCCGAGGCGCAGUUGACACACUUUCUUAGCCGUAUAAAGAGCCUGCACCUCCUGCCGACUCAGCGUGGUGAACUCAUAUUCGUGGCACGUUGCUGUGUGGCACUGGUUGAGUUGUGCCCCAACUUGAAGGUUUGUUUCUGCCAGCGCAGCGGUUGGCGCCAGUGGGUAGGGAAUGUGGCCGCAAAUAGUGUAGAGCACUGGAAUCGAGUAUGCCUGUUGCUUGAGGAAGAAACGUUCAAAUUUUGGCAACAAAUUGUAGUGGGAGUACUGGAAGAAAACAACUGCGAAAAUGUGUUUCCUAGUGUUAUUACAAACGACAACGUUUUGGAGGAAUUCGCGAAUUGGGAAACUGUUAAGCUAGAGCAAAAAGACGAGCAAGAUGCCACCAUACACUCCACUUUUCGCAUUCCCAACCAACCGCGCAUAUCACUGCAGUCGUAUCUUUUUGCAUUGGUGCGCGCGCUAAACUCAAUAGUACCACAAACUCUGCCCACAAAAGUGCUGCACUACUACAACCAGCAACUGUUGGCACAAAUCCUACAGCACUACGAAAAAAUCACGCACGACAAGUCGGCGAUCAGCCAAAAUAUCGCUUUGCAACUGUAUUUCGAUUUAAAAUUUCUGCAAAGCUUAUUUGGCAUUACGCGUGACGACCGUGCACUGAACGAACAAUUCAGCAGUUUACAAAACACCUACAAGGACUUCAUUGAUCCCUUCGAUUUCGAGCUAUUCACCGAGCAUAUCUCGGCAAACAUCAAAAGGGCUGUGUCGCGCUUCAAUUGUCAAUUUGGUGUGUUGGCACCAUGGCUGCCGGCGCACAUGGCUCCCGUUGGAUCUGCGUUGCUAGGACACGACAAGGAUCCGAAUGUGUUGAGUUUAAGUUCGAGCGGAUCAACGUCGCUGUGGUUCCCAUUGUUGCCAAUUGUAACGCCAGUUCCCGCUGCUGGUGCAGAGCAGAAAAACACUAUUGCUCCGGAUAAUGAAAAGCCUACGCCAACACGUAAAGUUACUGCAACCACAAUAACAACAACGGCGAACACAGGAGGUAAAGGCAAAAGUGAUUCCAAAACGAAGUCCGGUGCUGCUUCUUUCUUUGGCGCUAUGUCACAGGAUUGGUUUCGAUAGUAAGCACCCACUGCGGCUGCGGCAUCAGACGCUGUUUGCUUUCAUUUGGCACUUGUAUUCAUAAUUGAACACGCAAAUAUGUAUUAUAGCGUACGGAGGUGUACAUACAUACACACAUAAGUUUAGCCCAAGAGUACGCAUUUGCAGAAGAAUCGUCGUUAGUCGGUAAAUACAAAUGUGAAGGGCCAAACGCCAGCAUCUCACCCAUCACCCCAGCGUACAUUUGUAUAUAAAUAAUUAAUUACUUAUAAGCCAGUCGCCUAUUUUGACGUUAAUUAUGUUAUUAAGCUAAUAUGUAAUAUUUCGUAAGUGUUGCACACCCCGCUGAAGAUUGUAAUGAAAGCCUAAAACUGAAAAUAAUGACCACAAAUAUAAAUGCGCUUACAUACACACA
Messenger RNA from Anastrepha obliqua, 3123 nucleotides. It is a transcript of the gene Cog1, whose product is annotated as conserved oligomeric Golgi complex subunit 1. The record is from RefSeq and is a predicted model, not a curated record. Bases 57 to 2729 code for a protein of 890 amino acids. Gene Ontology annotation, biological process: intra-Golgi vesicle-mediated transport. Gene Ontology annotation, cellular component: COG complex; Golgi apparatus. The transcript has 5 exons. Lineage: Eukaryota; Metazoa; Arthropoda; Insecta; Diptera; Tephritidae.